GCUUCGCAGUGAUCCUGACGCAGACGGUCAGCGACUACUGCCGGGAUCAGCAGGUGAAGGCCACCGGGGAUCCCAAUGCUCUGCCAUUCUGCAUCGACCCCGCUCUCCUUCAAUUCUGGCCGGGUGUGCUGGAGAGUAUGCUUACACUCUUCCUGUCCAUCUCUGGCGGAAUCGACUGGCAGCAAGCGAUGGAACCUCUGCGCGAGGUUUCCCCAGCGGCGGUCAUUAUCAUGAUCCUGUUCAUCGUUGUGACGGUCUUUGCGGUGUUGAAUGUCGUUACCGGUGUGUUCUGCAACACAGCCAUCGAGAGUGCCCAGUCGGACAAGGACAUCGCCAUCAUGAAGCAGAUGCACAAGCAGAG
Molecule: messenger RNA, 361 nt
Organism: Symbiodinium sp. CCMP2456
Lineage: Eukaryota; Dinophyceae; Suessiales; Symbiodiniaceae
Source: the annotation of a GenBank genome assembly